Vigna radiata var. radiata (mung bean) is the source of this 372-nucleotide messenger RNA. RefSeq names its product basic blue protein-like. The transcript is spliced from 2 exons. Gene Ontology annotation, cellular component: plasma membrane. Lineage: Eukaryota; Viridiplantae; Streptophyta; Magnoliopsida; Fabales; Fabaceae. The record is from RefSeq and is a predicted model, not a curated record. Gene Ontology annotation, molecular function: electron transfer activity. The coding region runs from base 1 to 372 and encodes 123 amino acids.
AUGGUUCAGGGAAGAGGUAUUAGUGCAACAAUGGUUGUGUUGUGCAUGUUGGGAGUUUUCUCUGAGAUGGCUCAUGCAACAACGUACGUGGUUGGAGGUCACACUGGUGGUUGGGCUUUCAACAUGACUGGUUGGCCUACUGGAAAGAAUUUUAAGGCUGGUGACAUAUUAGUAUUUAAUUAUAAUCCGCAAUAUCACAACGUCGUGACAGUGGACGAAACUGGAUACAAUUCGUGUACUGCUGCACCAGGAUCAAAAACGUAUCAGUCAGGGCAUGAUAGCAUUACUCUUGCCAAAGGAACGACCUACUUCAUCUGCACUUUUUUUGGUCACUGCGAGGCUAAGAUGAAAAUUGCAGCUACGGCUGCAUGA